AUGGCGGAGGCGCCCGAGACCGCCGCCCCCACCCCGCCGCCGCCAGCGCCAGCUCCGGCGCCGGCGACUUCGUCCCCGCCUCCCAAGUCGGGGAUCCCGCCGCGGUACGACCUGGACGCCAAGUGGGACGCGUGCCUCGACCUCUCCAUCCGCCGCGUCGCCUACUCCUCCCUCGCCGGCGCCUUCGCGGGCCUCCUCCUCUUCCGUAGCCCUACUACUCGCUGGGCAUCAGUUGCCCAUGGAGCUGGUGUGGGGAUAGGGGCUGCAUACACUGAAUGCUCAUACUUAUUCAAUGGUGCUCCUCCAAAGUGGUCACCCAAAGUCUCAACUAUUCUUUCUGCUCACUCUGAAGUAAUUGCUCUCUUAUUCUCCCUUAAUCCUGCUUGA
This is a messenger RNA of Miscanthus lutarioriparius, 387 nucleotides long. NCBI's taxonomy places the organism in Eukaryota, Viridiplantae, Streptophyta, Magnoliopsida, Poales, Poaceae. The record is from the annotation of a GenBank genome assembly.